Molecule: messenger RNA, 5121 nt
Organism: Venustampulla echinocandica
Lineage: Eukaryota; Fungi; Ascomycota; Leotiomycetes; Helotiales; Pleuroascaceae
Exons: 5
Coding region: 1-5121 (1706 amino acids)
Biological process (GO): protein desumoylation
Cellular component (GO): nucleus; cytoplasm
Molecular function (GO): SUMO-specific endopeptidase activity
Source: RefSeq, a predicted model, not a curated record
AUGGACGCACUGCGGGACCCUGAUAAAGCUCUACCAAGCAUCGAAAACAACGGCACUGGAGAAUUCUGUCAUGAAUACGACGGCAACAGUAAAAUCACUAAAGAAGACAAGACUUUGAAUAUUGAGAAAGACAAGGCUGACGCAGAGAUGAAGUGGAAUGACAUGGACCAAGGCAAGAAAAGCACUGUUACUGGACACGAUCUCGAUUUCAAACAAGGAAAAGGAACCCAAGGCAGACAGCUGGAGCUAGAAGCAAGUGGCCAAACUGUUCCUGUCACUGAGCUUGACAUUGGCGAUGCUGGCGAUACUGGCAUGGAGCCCAAGGAAGGAGAGUUGAGAAGGCUGAUGGUGGAUGAGGAGCCCAAUCACAAGCGAACAUCUCCAAAUCCGCAGCUUGAGACUCCCACUCAACUCCAAGCCGCCGAGAACAAGAACUCCAAGAAAAAACCUCGACCUCACAGCGAAGAGCCCAGCGAGGAACCAUGCGCCAAAAAGAGACGUCUCCUGUAUUCAGACAUACAAGUACCAGGACAACAUACACUCUUAUUCGACGAUGAGGCGGGGACCAUGCAGCCCAAAAGCCCUGGGAAGAAGAAGCGCAAGGAACACAGCACCGAUCAUAGAGCACGCGCAGGCAGCCGCAAAGUAGCCGUCAAGGCAAAGGCAGCUUCCGAGCCUCCGGGCAGUCUAGCAGCAACUGCAGGUGAUUCUGAGGGUUCCUAUGAAAAUGACGGCGAGGUUCUGGCUGCGAAAAGGGUCAGGCCCAACACCACGAAGCAAUCGAAUCCAACGCACAACAGCGUGGAAUAUUCGCCAUACUUCCGACAACCAGCCCACGGAGAGCACGAACAGGGUCCGUUGGCCGCAGAUACGGCGCGCCGCGAGGGAAAGCGGACCAAGCCAAAUGUCUCCCAGCAGUUAGUGCAGCACAACUCUGAGAUUGAGCGGGCCAAUUCCCCAAGCUCAGAAUCUAAGCACCACGCCGAUGCUGGUUUGGCGCCAUACUCGGAGGCCAGUCAGACAGACGGAAACGGCAAAGGGAAUGUGCAGGAGCCUAGAAAGCCCACCCAAGUUCAAGACGCUCCGCGAAAGAAAUGGAAGUUUGCAAACCGUUAUAAUCUCUAUAAAUCCACUCCCCAACACGAGCGCCGACGCUCCGAGAAUUCGACAUCUGCCGCGAGACCCCCGCAAAGACAAACGGCACCAAUGAAGCCCCGGAUCCCAGGUAGCCUAAAGCCGAUGAACAGACUAGGAGGCAACAUUUCUGUAGUAAUCCCACCGCUAUCAGUGGAAACCAAGCUCAACCUGGACCAUAGCCAUUCGAGACACCCAGAGAACAAUGCCCAAGGACGGGAACAGAGCCCGGCUAAGAGACGGCGAAUUGAUGACAAAGGCAAUGGAAAAUGGGUUUCUUCGACACCAGUUAUCGAAUUGGACCCCGAAUCGCCGCCCAGUCAGACUUACCGGGAAAAUUCCACAAUAAAACCGUCGCUGCCAGGCUAUGAACAGCAAAGUCAACGUAGAGGAAAUACAUCGGCUAAUAUUGGGAUGGUGGGCGAGUUCCAGACUGUUGAAGCCAUGGUCAAUCCGCAAAAUCAGAAACCGCGAAAUAAGCUUCCACAAACAGUAAAUGCGCGGGAACAGCGAGACCAAGGGGCCAGGCUUAGAAGUCUUUCGCCGAACGAAGACCAGGACGAUCCUAUUUCUGAUGGAGAAAGAACCCGCGCUGAACCUAAAAAGAAUUCCGUGCCACGGGUUGAAAUUCCCUCCUACAAGGGCAAUGCAUUUCGGAAGCCCGCGCGCAACAAUCUAGGAGGGUAUUUAAAUAAUAGUAGGUCACCGAGACAUGUAUCGGUAGACAGCAAUCAGGCUACGGGCGACCAAAAGGCCAAGAAAAGACGUCUGGAUCCGCCAUCAACUGAUCAAGACGAAAACCUUGAUAUCGAUGACCUCGCUGCCGACCACUACAUUGAUAUGGGCAAAGAUCUUGCGGAGAAGAAACGUGCCGUGGAAUUGUUAACCGCAGCAAGCGGAACAAAUAUGAUUGGAAAACGAGUAUCGAAGGAAUUCACGGCGGUGGACGAGUCCAGCGAGGAUGAUUACACCAACAGCACAGCAGACAUUAAACCAACCAAAUUCAAUAAGGCGAAGCAGACACAAAAGCCAAACGAAACUAAAUAUGCUCUCCAGCAGAUAUUCUCCAAAACCCACAAAUGGCUUACCGAGUGUGCCGUCGGCCCGUGGAUCCUGAAUUACAAGAAAGAUAUAGACCACAAUAGUCUCAGGGACGAUGUCUUACAAAUUAUAGAUCGCGAUGAGGGUCAUCAGUUCGAUAUCCGGGCUAGCACGAUCAAUAAGAUCGAAUUCGAUAAUAACAGUGGGAAGAUGGUUCUUCAUCGGUCUAAAGAUCUGAAAAAUCGCGAUGGUCAUCAGGUAUUCCUAGAGCUAUCGGAUGCCGGUGAUAGCCUCAAACUCCGGAGUCUACUGGAAAAGCGACGCAGUGAUAUUAGCUACAUCAAUAAGACUACAUCACUCGGUUAUCUGGAGAAAACGUUCGAGCGCAUCAAGAGUACGCUACUUGAGCCGAAAUCAGCUCAGCCCUCACUCACGGAAACUCCUACAGAUAUCGACUUUCUCACGCACAAGGCGCAGAAGCGUCGGCAGCAAACGCUGCGUGAAUCAGAAGAGCCAAACAUACCAGACAUUACUCCGAUCUCUAAUAAUGGCAGACGGACGGUUGAUGAGAGGGGUGUGCCAAGGGCCAAGGGUCUUGCUAAAGGCAUGAGGACAUACUCAACCGAUUCUUCUACCGGAGACGGCAUUCGCCAGUCCGAAGAAAACGGUAUAUCCCCUAACAAUUUCUAUGGCACUCCUGGAUUAUCUCGCGAGCCUACAUCUCACGCAACACGCUCCACGAGACGAGUAGCAGCAAAGGAUUUCCCCUCCCAACAGCGACCAAAGUCCAGAUCCCCCAGCCCGCCAGGAUGGACGCGGGAACAUCCUGACUGGGAAGAUGAGUGGCACGGGACUGUCGUCUAUCCUCCUGAAGGUAGGAAUAAAGCGAACGUUGAUAAGCCGGAUAUCGAAAGGUUGGAUGAGGGGGAAUUUUUGAAUGACAGUCUGAUCAACUUCUAUAUCCGUUGGCUACAACAUGGGCUCGAGAAGUCUAGACCGGAUCUUGCUAAACGCAUAUACUUUCAGAAUUCCUUCUUCUAUGAAAGGUUAACAAGUUCAGCGAAAGGCAGAAGAGGCAUCAACUAUGAGGCAGUUCAGCGAUGGACCGCCAAAGUCGACCUUUUCGAGAAGGACUAUAUUGUGGUGCCCGUUUGCGAGAAUUUACAUUGGUACGUUGCCAUUAUUUGCAAUGCUCCGAGACUUCUCAACCCUGAGCCUGAUAUCGAAGCCGUGGAUGAGACCAGUCCUGUCUCUGUGUCGGAAAAGCCAGAUUCGGAAAUGAUCGAUGGGAUGUUGGCGGAUUUGCAUACCGAAACUGUUGCCUCUUCAAAUUCAAAACCUGCAUCUUCUCCACCUUCCUCAAACCAUACAUCGCUGUCUGAAGCCGAUCUCGGGAUAGACCGCAUGUCUUUGCGGGACCGCCCUCGAGAGUCUAGCGAGCAUUCGUGGCCCGAUGAAUGUCUCGACCAAGGUGUAUCCACACAACGUCCUUCGAAACCAAGCAGCGCAAUUCCCAUCGAUGAUGAAGCGGCCGAGCAUGUUGUUGAAAAGUCUCAUGGUCAGCCCACCGCGAAGGUUGUUUCUGAUUUGCUACCGUCUGAGGUCAAGAAGACAAACAUGGGGCGUAAGGGUAAAAGGGCUUCCAUGGGCCGGAAAUAUGACCCUAACGAUCCGCGGAUCAUCACCCUAGACUCCCUUGGCUCAUCACAUUCUCGGACGUGUACCAAUCUCAGAGACUAUCUGCUAGCAGAACUCAAGGCGAAGCACGGAAAGGAGAUCAGUCCAGUUCCGCUCGGUAUGACUGCGAAGAAUAUCCCAGAGCAACAUAAUUUCUCCGAUUGCGGCCUAUUUCUACUAAGCUACGUUGAAAAGUUUCUUGAAACGCCUGACGACUUCAUCCGUGGUAUCUUGCAAAAUCAGCAUGAUGUUGAUAUGGAGUGGCCGAAAGCAUCGGAGAUGCGUAAUCGCAUCCGUAAACUACUCUUUGAACUCCAGAGGGAGCAAUUCGGCAAGUCAAAAAAGCCCCAGAAAUCGAAGAGAAAAGAAGAGGACCCCGAAAGGUUUGAUGCUGAAACGGGUAAUGUAUCUCCGGUGAACUCUGCAGAGCAUGAGGUCUCUGGAGGGGCAGAGCCAUUGGAACACGUCGAAAAUUCCAGCCUGCACGAGGGCGACCCUCUCCAUAAUGCACGCGCAACCCUAGGCGCGAGACAAUCCACAGAAAUAAAACAAGAUUCCCCACCGAGGGGUGUGCUUCUGAACGGCCAGCAUGAAUCGAAGGACGGCGUCCAGCAACCGCGGAAUUCAAAGCGUGGUGUAUUUAAAGCAGACCCUGGGCUUUUGUCAUAUAUGUCAAGGUUUGCGGCCGAGGGUGGCCAGGAGGAGGAAGCCAUCAAGGGCGAUAUACCGAAAUCUGGGAAGUCCGAAUCUGACGCUGUUGAAAUUGGUGAUUCUCCCACAAAAACACAUCGUGGCAGGCGCCGUACGACGAAUGAUAUAGAAGCAUCUAACCACCCUUCAAAGGUGAUGGACUCCCAACAAGAAGAAUAUGAUGGGCUCUCCAACGGUCUGCAGAGAACAGAUUCUAUCAACGAGAUUCCAUCGUCGUCGGAACUCAUUGAGCCCAAACUAGAUCAAUCAAGUCAACACCUCCCUGAAUUAUCCUCCCAGGAAACUAUCAAAGGAAGUGGAGCAGAUGACGCGGAGAUGUUAUUUUCUGGACGUGAUAGUGUGUCGCAGGGUGCUGGCCCUAACCUUCGCUCGUCGGCACCUAACUCUCCUGUCAAGGAACGGUGUCUGAAGAGAAAAGUUCGGACUGCAUCAUCGUCGCCAGUGGCGACCAAGUUGAAGAGUUCACCUAGAUUUAGGGAGAAAGUAUUUGCUGCCCGAGAUUCUUCAGAUAAUGCUAUCAUGGGUAAAUUGGGGAAGCAUACACGGUUUUCACCCUAA